Kluyveromyces marxianus DMKU3-1042 is the source of this 4182-nucleotide messenger RNA. RefSeq names its product transcription initiation factor TFIID subunit TAF2 (gene TAF2). Lineage: Eukaryota; Fungi; Ascomycota; Saccharomycetes; Saccharomycetales; Saccharomycetaceae. The record is from RefSeq and is a predicted model, not a curated record. The transcript has a single exon. Gene Ontology annotation, molecular function: RNA polymerase II general transcription initiation factor activity; chromatin binding; transcription cis-regulatory region binding. Gene Ontology annotation, biological process: transcription initiation at RNA polymerase II promoter. The coding region runs from base 1 to 4182 and encodes 1393 amino acids. Gene Ontology annotation, cellular component: transcription factor TFIID complex.
AUGGUCCAGAUGAAAUCUACACCCAAGACUCCGGGUUCAUAUCCUGCAACGGAGCAGCAAUUUGGCCCGCAAUUCAAAGUGGCGCACCAAAGAGUACAGAUAGAUGUGGAUCUAUCGAAAAAUUGCAUUGUGGGGACGACAGAGAUGAUUAUCAUGCCCCUAACCCCUCACCUAGAAUACAUUGCAUUGGACUGUAAGAAUAUGAGAAUAAAGGAUAUUAUAUUUGAGAAUAGAAGGCUGGAUAAUUUUGUUCACGAUGAUCCGUACAAAAAACUGUCUGAUUCAUAUUUGAACAAUCUGGAAGAUGACGUACUAUAUAAUAACAACGGGAUAGAGCAAAGUCACUUGUUAAGGAAGAAGUUUUCAGAAUUCAAUCAUAAUCCGGAGGGUUCAUCCAAAUCUCAGCUAUUAAUCAAAGUUCCAUCAUCGGUCAAAAUUAUGCCCCACGACGUUAACACUCUUGCCGCAUACUUGGGAAACUCCGUAGGCGCGCCAAACAUAACACCAUCGUUGAAAAACACACCCUCGACUUUUCCAGGAGACACAAUAUACACGCCUUUGACACUUCGAGUCGACUACGAGCUGGAUCAUCCCCACACUGGUGUCUGUUUUGACACGGUAUCCUCUGAACCACACCUAUGGAAUGCAUACACAACAAAUUCAGAAUUGAACAGCUCCGUUUCGCAUUGGCUACCAUGCAUAGACUCCUUGGAUGAAAAGUGCACUUGGGAGCUAGAAAUAUCGGUACCUAAACGUGUCAAAGAUAUAGGAACAACGAAGGUUGUUGGUGCGAGGAAUCUACGAAAGAGAAGCAGAAGGGAUAAACGGUCGAAUAUGUCUUCUGGUGCAGUAGAUGAUGACGACGACGAAGACGAGGAAGAAGAUGAAGAGGAUGAGGAGGAGGAAGAUGGGGCGGCGUAUAACGAGUUCAUGAAUUCUGAAAUAACAGUUGUGUGUUCUGAAAUGGCAACAAAAAAAGUGACUGCACAUCCUAUGGACAUGGCUAAAAAGACGGUUUCUUUCCAAAUCUUCACACCUGUUGCCCCCCAUCAUAUCGGAUGGGCAGUUGGUGCAUUCCAAGUGCUUGAGCUUCCUUCCAUUCUUCAUGCAGAUGAAGAUGAUGACAUCGAUGAACUAAAAAUGCAUCAGCAGGAACAAGCUUUGGCAGAUGACACUCGUGAUGAAAUCCCAAUUUUUGUUUACACUUUACCCACUCCCGAUAUGGAUGAGAAAACGGUUCUCAAUUCAACACUAGUAUGCCAGGAAAUAAUGGACUUCUAUUCAAAGGAGUUUGGUUCUUACCCAUUCACAUCAUACUCUCUUGUUUUCUUGCCCACAUUGACUGCAGAGUAUAUGGACUUCACAAGUGCAACCUUUUUUAAUUCCAGGAUUCUUUACCCACCUGACGUCAUAGAUUUGAUCUUUCCAACAACCAAUACCCUUGCAUGGGGGCUAGCAAAUCAAUGGUCAGGGGUGAAUAUCACUCCCCUGGAACUUAAUGAUCUAUGGUGUGUUAUAGGGAUGGCAGGAUAUAUGGUCUCCCAAUUGAUUCGAAAACUUAUGGGUCUAAACGAGUAUAAAUACAGGAUCAAAAUGGCAGCCGAAGCCAUUGUGGAACAAGAUUGGGAGAAACAACCGAUCGGUUCAUAUUUUGAUUCUGCGUCAUUACCCGUUUCAACAAUAUCUAACGAUCUAAGCUUUAUUAAGCUAAAAGCUCCAAUGGUUCUGUUCAUCUUGGAUCGACGUAUGACAAAGACCGAAAGAUCCUUUGGUAUGUCCCGUGUCCUCCCAAAAAUAUACCUUCAAGCUAUGUCUGGCGAAUUAACAAAUAAUUCUCUUUCUAGCGCCCAUUUUCAAAGGGUCUGCGAACGAGUGAAUAAAAACAGACUCGAGACAUUUUUUAAGCAAUGGGUUUAUGGAUCCGGUGUUCCUAUCUUUCGUAUAACUCAAAGAUUCAACAAAAAGAGGAUGGCCGUAGAAAUGGGUAUAAGACAAGUUCAGAUGCAGGAAUUGGGUGUAGGGAAGAUCGUUGGAGAAGAGAAUUUUCAUUCUAGUGCUAUGGAGUAUCUUCGGGAUCAAGAAAAAUACCCCACCCAAGUAUUUACAGGUUCAAUGACAAUUAGAAUACACGAAGCAGAUGGCACUCCAUAUGAACACAUCGUUGAACUAAAAGAUGUCUUUACUAAACUAGAUAUUCAAUACAAUACCAAGUACAAAAGGCUUAAAAGGCGUAGAAAAGUUAAUAAGGUUACCAAAGAAGCGAAGGAUGAAGUUAAAGAAGAUAUGAAUGACGAGGAUAAUGGUAAUGAAGACAUAGUUCUAAUCAACUGCAUGGGUGAUGUUUUGACCAGUAAAGAUGACUGCAAUAAAUGGAGUUUAACAGAUCCUAUCACAACUUCAGAAGGUGAUGAUCUACAACAGCAGAACGAAGCAUUUGAAUGGAUUAGAAUUGAUGCUGACUUUGAAUGGAUUUGCAAGGUGCACAUUAACCAACCCGAUUAUAUGUUUGCAUCCCAACUACAACAGGAUAGAGAUGUCGAAGCUCAAAUUGAAAGUGUCAGAUUCUUUGAAGAUCUGAUAAUAAACUCUUCGUCUAAUUCUCUUGUGUAUUCUUCAAUCCUAACCAGAACAGCAAUGGACCCUAAGUACUUCCAUGGUGUUCGUGUAGCUGCUUGUAGAGCUCUCUCCAAAUUUGUGAUUAAAAAUAAUGAACCUACAGAAUUCACUGGGGGACCGCGGCAUCUCAUAAAAAUAUUCAGAGAGUUGUUCUGUUAUAAUGAUUCCAAUAUUCCGAAAAACAACGAUUUCUCAGAUUAUCAAAAAUAUAUGUUACAGAAAUCAAUUCCUAAGUUUCUUGCGUUAGUAAGAAAUGAUGAGGGUGUCUGUCCAUCAUUUGUCAAGCAGUUCCUACUAGAUGUAGUAAGGUAUAAUGACAAUUCUGGAAAUAUCUAUAACGAUACAUUCUACGUGUCUCAAUUGUUGGAAUCCCUUGUUAACUGCACACUUUCCGAUGUGAUAGACGAAAAUCAUGUUCAAGAAGUCAUGAAUGAGAUUCAACGAUUCUAUAACUUAGAUCAAUGGAUGCCGUCGUAUCAACAUUUGAUAGCCACAACGAUUAAAACACAACGAUUAAAACUUUCAGUGCAUGGCCUUUACCAUUACGACAAUUUUAGUCAAUUAUUAAGUUCAACUAUUUUAGACAAUCAAGGCGAUGAGCGUUCAACUGUCUGCCAUUCCAGGGACGGUAAACAGGAUGCUGUAUUAGAAGAUUUUAAAAUCCUACUUGUAAUAGGUGGUAUCAAAAAUAAGGAAGUCCUCAAAUACUUUUUCGAAAAUCUCUGUUUCCACCCAGAUCCAUAUAUUAGAACAAAGCUUGUUGAUGUGUUUAUUGGUGCAAUUGACUUGAUAUCUGCAAAAUUCCACAUAUCUGAUCUUGAAGAUGACAUAGAAUAUAUGAUAAACGAGAUAUGUCCAUCGGAACCUGACAUGGCUUCCGGAUCUAUCGUUGUUGAAGAUUUCACAAAGGAAAUCGCGCAAAGAAAGGAAACACAGAUGAGGUCGUCUAUACACGGUAUGAUAUCCUUAAUAAGAAGAAGAUUCAAAGAUUAUCAACCACUUAGAACAAUUUUGUGGGAUGUUCUCCAUUCCCCAUUGCUCAACGUAUACCAAAGAAAACGAUUAUUCGAUGCAGCUAAUGUCAUAUACCAACUAUAUGAUGCAUACAACAUUACUUUACCAACUCCAAGAGAUAAAAAACUUAUUUGCAAAAAUAUUGGUAACAAUCAUGUUGUUAUUAAAAGAGAGGGAAUUCUCAAAGUUCACAUUGCACCAUUGAAGCUUAAGUCGGAAGCUAAAACAACACCAACUACAAUCAAAAUCUCUUUUUCCAAAAAGACUUCACACAAAGCUGCUGCCCCUACCGCUACAACCGCCGCUGCGAUUACAUCUUCCCCUGCACCAAAACCAAAGGCUAAACCCUCUUCUGUUGCAGGGAAAAUCACAAAAGUCGGUUCUCUUCCUCUUAGAUUUGUUAAAAUAUCUACUGCAACUAAUUCAGUUCAUGUUUCAGCCGUUCCUCAUAAUCCAAACGUCUCGAUUGUGAAAUCCACUAGAAGAAUAUUAUCUGUAAAAUUAAAGCUCCCCCCAAACUCAGAACAAAAGAAAGAACAUCAGAAAAACUAA